Arachis ipaensis is the source of this 546-nucleotide messenger RNA. RefSeq lists its product as uncharacterized. The record is from RefSeq and is a predicted model, not a curated record. Gene Ontology annotation, biological process: DNA replication. Gene Ontology annotation, cellular component: replication fork. Lineage: Eukaryota; Viridiplantae; Streptophyta; Magnoliopsida; Fabales; Fabaceae.
AUGGAUGAAGGGAAUAUGGAGAGUCAACUAGAUUUCUAUAGUCUUGAAUUACUGAAUAGCAUAAAUUGCUCUGGUUUGCCUCCACAUAAAUUAAUACUCAAGGUUGGUGUUCCGGUGAUGUUACUGAGGAAUAUUGACCAAUCCAGUGGUCUUUGUAAUGGUACAAGGCUACAAGUUAGGAAGCUUGGAAAUCAUGUCAUAGAAUAUGAAGUAUUAACGAGUAACAAUGUUGGUCAUAUUGCUUUGAUUCCCAGAAUGAAUAUGGUACCAACAAAUGAAACUAUCCCAGUUAGAUUCCAACGAAGGCAGUUUCUCAUAAUAGUAUCGUUUGCCAUGACAAUUAAUAAGUCUCAGAGACAAAUUUUAUCUCAUGUUGGAUUAUACUUGCCCAAACCAGUUUUUACAUAUGGCCAACUAUAUGUGGCACUUUCAAGAGUUAAGAGUAAAAAAAGUUUAAAAGUUUUACUUAUGAAUCACGUAGGAAUGUCUGCAAAUUCAAUCAUCAAUGUUGUUUAUAGAGAAGUCUUUAAAAAAAUAGUAUUCUAA